GUAGCGCUGCUAGCGUAAAAAACUUACGCCCUUUGUUGCGCCAUUGUGAUAUAAGAAUAUUAUUGUCAAAUUUAUAAUCGUGAGAAAAAUAAAACGUGAAUACAGUGCAACGGCUGACAAUCACGCUGGUAUAUAACCCUGUCUACUACUGGGUUAGCAUUGCAUAAAAAAUUACCACGGAACUUUCGAGGGCUAGUAAACAUUGAAGUAACCUAGAAAUAAAUACUUCGGUCUGACCUUCGGGCCAAUAACAUUUAGUAAACAAGGUAAUACGCAGACCAAUGGAAUCGAAUAAAAUGCAAGCUGUCUAGCUGAUUUCGUCAAUUUUUCACACCGAAAAUAUCUGGAGAAUCACUGACUCUCGUACGAUGUCGGGAAAAGGUAAGCAAAGUUCGAAAAAGGCUCUGAUUAAGGUUCGCGAAGGUGGUAAAUCCGGACAUCCAUCUCUGAAUUCCGACACGAGUUCAGAAAGUACAGAAACAGCAGUUUCUCUCCCUGUUCUCAAAACAGUUGACAAUGGCAAACAUUUGCCAAGGUAUUGCAGUAUUUUGCAACGUUCGACGGAGGAAGGUGUUGGUAUGGAGGACCUGGAUACUCUACAGUUAGAACUGGAGACUUUAUUGUCAUCCGUGGUAGUGCGAUGUCGCCUGCUUCAGGAUGAAAUAACGAAUCUGUCCUCAGCAGAAGAGCGUAGGGAUAAAAAGUCAAAAAGUGUAAAGGGCUUGUCAGUGCUAGACAAGAAAAUCCGUGAUGAUAAAUCUAAGCUGAAAGACCUCAGCUCCAAGGCACAGUCUCCAUUGCCUGCUAAACUCUUCAAGCAAAAACCAUCUACCGGAUUAGCAUCACAGAUCAUUUCCAAUCCUCAUGAGAUUAAUAGAAUUGAAGGAAACCAAUCUGACCUUCCAAAGCUUCUUUUACCCAAGAAUGACACUCCAAACAAAUUUUGGGCUUCAGUUGAUCCGUAUUGUACAGACAUUAUGCCCGAAGAUCUGAAACUUUUGGAAGAACUCAUUGCAACACACAGCGAUAACACCGAAUUCAAGAAGAUUCCACCUCUAGGACGUCACUACAGCUUGCUCUGGGCCCAUAACGAUUUAUUACAAGAAGAAGAUGCGGCCAAUCCAAGCAGGGAGAAAAAGAAAAAUAGAUCUGACAUGUCUUUGCUGGUUUCUAAAGCAGAUAAAAAAGGAAACAGUAUUGCAGGGCCAUUGACUCAAAGGCUGGUCUCAGCUUUGUUGGAAGAAAAUGUCUACGUUGCAAAUAAUAACAUGGAUAACAAGUUGUUCAGAGAUGGGGAUCCUCCUGUGCUUAGGGAUUUGUCUAUUCAAAAUUCUAUGAACCUGGAACUAAGGAUGCACAAAGAACUGGUGGAACAAGGUAUCCUGGAGGCAGAUGCACCCAAGAAAAACCACGAUGAUGAGAUUCUUGCAGAGAUAAAACGCUGCCAGCAGGAGCUGUCUGCACUGUCCCAUCAUAAUGUAUCGCAAUUGAAACGUCUGUUGCACUUAGCAGAAGAAGAAAGUAAAAGGCAGGCUUUGAAACGCAAAAUAAGCGUUGCCGAUAGCGAUGUGGUUGAACAUUAUAAGAAACUCAUUCUGGCUAAGCAGAGGAAAGUUUGUCUAACUAAAAAAGAACAAGACAAAGCUUGGAGCUGUUUAAGAGAAAGAGAAAAUUUAUUAGAGCAGCUGAAUAUGUUAUCGUCCACUGGAGAAUCUGGAAUUAAAGCUAGAAACACUACAGCAUAAUUCAAAAAGUAAUCGAGAGGACACUGUGAAUAAAUGUAAUAUACAACUAUCCUUACCAGUCUCAUUUGGAUUCGUGUAUGUAUGUAUCAUGUUUUACUCAUGCUGAACUAUUAUACAGUAAUAAUUUAUCAUAGAUCCAACAUAGAUCCCAUGCAAAUAAAAGAUAAUAAUAAUUACUUUA
Molecule: messenger RNA, 1926 nt
Organism: Athalia rosae (coleseed sawfly)
Lineage: Eukaryota; Metazoa; Arthropoda; Insecta; Hymenoptera; Athaliidae
Gene: Ada3
Product: transcriptional adapter 3-B
Exons: 1
Coding region: 369-1745 (458 amino acids)
Biological process (GO): regulation of transcription by RNA polymerase II
Cellular component (GO): SAGA complex
Molecular function (GO): transcription coactivator activity
Source: RefSeq, a predicted model, not a curated record